ACGGAGUUGGAGGAGACGGCAUCAGGGAGGCCGACCGAGGACGUGGGGUUUCUCGUUCUGUUUGUUUCGCUCAAACAUCUCGCACCGACGUAGAAAACAAGGGUUCUAAAGGCGGCGCUUCCAUCUCCUUCACGGCAGAAUUUCGAACCGCCGUCCGGGGGGAUGAAGCUCAACAAGCGGUGCCUGACGUACUACGCCAACUGCGACUCGCCCGUCGACCGCCAGGGCUACCUGCGCAAGAAGGGCGAAGUCCACACGUCCUACCAGCGCCGCUGGUUCGUGCUCAAGGGCAACCUGCUCUUCUACUUCGAGGCGCAAGGCGACCGCGAGCCGCUGGGCGUCGUGGUGCUCGAGGGCUGCAUGGUCGAGCUGUGCGAUGCCGCCUCCACGGACUACGCCUUCGCGCUGCGCUUCGAGGGCGCCGGCUCGCGCACCUACACGCUGGCGGCGGGCGACCAGGACGAGCUGAAGGCGUGGGUGCGCGCGCUCACCACCGCCAACCACGGCUACAUGCGCACGCUGGCGUCCGAGCUGGAGCAGCAGUACCUGCUGCUCGUGGGGCUUGAGGGGGCCGACCCCGCGUUGCUCGAGGAUCAGGGGCCGGCAGUGAAGCUGGAGAGAACCAGGAAGGUCAACGGGCCACUGAAGGGCAGGUACAGCAGCGUGCCAUGGGACGCUGACGCCGCCAACGCGCGACCUCGGGCCUCCACGGAGGCGCCGCCCCCCCCCGCGACGCACACGCCCCGCCGGUCGCAUACGGUGAAGGCCCCCUGCAGCAGCAACGACACUUCAUCGCGUCCCCUGCAGCUGCCCCCCUCGCCGAGGCUGCUCCCGUCUGCCUCGUGCAACAACCUCAGGAACGGUUUGCUGCCGAUCGGCUCCGCUGCGGGCGGCGGCGAGGGCGCCGAUUCGUCGGGCCCCGAGGCCCAGCCAAAUUUCCUGCAGCUUCACCGGCAGUACGGCGCCGCCGUGUGCCAACUCAGGGAGCAGUGGAAGCACAGCCUCGCCAGCGACGCUCGGGUCGGCGGCCCGCCACCGCCGACUCAGUGAUCGCAAAAGCCUCGAAGAAUCGUGAGCAUCGAUUGCGCGCGCGCGCACUAAACUCUCAAGGAGCUCGCCGCAGUGGGGAGUCGCGCAGAGCACUGCUCGGCACCGAUAGCCUCCGUCCCUCCAUCUUCAGAUCUGUGGACUGUGAACGACCACGUGAAGAUUGCCCGCCGUCUCUUUUUAUUCUUAUCUUUUUUGUUAAAUGUGGCGGCUGUCCGGGUGAGCUGUAAUCAUUUGUUUUUUAUGUCACUGUAACGGUAUCCGAAUUUGGCCAGGGACUUCCUUGGAUACAAGUUAAGAAUAGAAUGUGCGCCUGUGUCCCUGCGCUGUUGAAAUCCCAGAGCCUUUCUAGUACGAGGGUAUUAAGUUUGUGCCCAAAUAAACGAUGGCACUUUAUCCGGGCGUGGGUGCGAACCCCCCCCCCCCCUCCCCCCUCUAGCACAGGGGGUUUAACUGUCGCGUUGCAGUGUGGUCCCUUUGGGUCUGUGGUGCCAGUGCUGUUUUUGGCUGAGAAUGAAUCACGAUCCCCCCCCUCUAGCAUUUAAAACUGUUGCUCGCCCUCGGAGACAGCUCUGUGACGUCCGCUUCCAUGAGCCCCGUUGUCAGACACGAAUAAUUGCACUGUUUGACGAGAGACGAGAACACGGGUACUUGGUUCUCACGAUGCGAUGACGACAACACAAUUGAUAUAACAUUUUGGUGGAAACGAGAUUGCCCUGAAGGCUCACUGGUUGUUCUACUUGCUAUCUACAAGAGAGCCCUAAUGAGCACCCAGUAAGAAUCGUGUAUCGUUUCAAUACAAUAGGAGUAAUUAAUAAUUUGAUAUAGAUGUACGGGACGAUGCAUUUAUAUUAUAAUGGUGAAUGCAUAUGGUAAUAAAAAACAACAACACAUUAGUCAAUAACAUUGUGGCCUUAAAAGGAAAAAAAAAUAUCUAUAAUAGGCGGCAUGUUGGGCAAUAGCUCUUCUUUAUAGCACAAGAAGGGGCAUUUCCAGAAAUGUCACGUGUCUUUUUCCUUUAUAAGUCCACAGUGUUAUUGACGAAUAUGAGUUUUGUUGUUGUUAUUUGUGCUCGAGUGCCUCUGCCAACGCAUUAGCAGCAUCGCCAAAUAAUUUGUACAAUAACUCACCGGGAGCAAUCCCACCGCCUUGACUUUUAAUGCUUUUAUUCCCACAAACGAAGCCUUAAAAUGCAUGUCCCCGAAUAAUGUGUUACAUUGGAUAUCACCAAAGAAACUAGUCCAGUCUCGCCGUCGUCAGCUGUGUUUCCAACAUUGUAUUUUUAACUGCCAAGCAUAUCCUUUCCAGCAGUUCUCUCGAAUGUUUUGCACAAUAUAAGAAAACAGAUUUCUUACACAAAACUAGUGCUACGUUUGGCAUAUUUAUCGUUAAACAAUAAUUUGCAAUCAUUUUAAUGUAUUUACAAAAUGAAUUGCAUGUUGGGACACAUUUCAAUAUUUACUCCUCGCACAAUUAUUUGCAGGAACACAGCUGAUGUUAAUUCCACAGUGAUAGUGGCAGAUAAAUAAGCGUGACUGGAUUUUCCAUUUGCUCGGUCACACCAUAGUGACCUUAUUUCAGUUCAUCUUCUCAAGGAAACACCUGAGAAUCGACCGAUGUGAACCGAGUGUGGCACGUUACAAGCGAGAGGCGAGUUUGUGCUGCGAAACUACCUUUGUAAAUGUUAACUUGGCAGGGUCUUCGUUUUCACAACCUUCGUCGUAACAGCACUUUGGAUUCACCCAUUUUGGUCUUCAAUAGGUUUUAUCAUCGUUUUUCAAUCUCUCAGUCCCCAUGACAAGACCACCGCAUGCCUUUUAAUGGUUAUGUAAUGACAAAUUGUGUUUGAAGUGAUGAUAAUGCACUGCACUUGCCUGAUGAUUGCUAAACAAUUAAUCCCUGUGCCACCAGGAGCACCGAGUGAAAUGAACCGAUGUCUUGUUUGCGUGUGCAUUUGAAUAUCACGUGACGCAUCCUUGAUUUGAAUCGGUGCUCUGUACGUUACGUGAGAGAUAUGCCUAGCAAUCGUUCGGCACGCGCAGCGUGUAACCAACUUGCUUGUGAAACGAACUUAAGAUUGGCAAAUACGGAGUGGAAAACCGUAAUGGGUCAUGAGGACAGAAGUUUGGGAAAACUGAUGUAGAUGAACGUUUGGAGUUGGGAGUUGAGGACAAUUAAUUCAGGUUCUGCUUGAACGUAACAAAGGAGGUAUCUGCAGGGAUUAAUCUUCUUGGUUCUUUCGGUAAAGUCACGUAGAAUGGAAACAAUAAAAAAUUAAACCUAAUAAAAUAAUUCAGACGCUGUCUCCCCGACAGACCUGGUCUUCACCUCAUGACGGCUGCUUGCGUUGUGGCCAAAACGUCGUGAGAAUUAUUUUAUUAUGUUUUAUUUUUUAUUAUAUUUAUUGUUUCCAUUCUACGUGACUUUACCGAAAGAACCAAGAAGAAAAAGGAGGUAUCGCCCGAUGUUGCGGGUAGGUACGGAUUCGACCACGAGUCUUUUGGGAGAGACGACACAAGGGAGUCGAACUUGCUUCCUCUCAGGUACGAGCUGGGGAGCUGUAUUCAGUGCUGUCUAGAAUACAGUUGCAAGUGGUGAAUGCAGUCCCUGUAUCACACGAACGCACAGAGGUGCUCCUAGUUUUUUUUUUCUUCCCAUGGGGAUUGCCCAGGGUAGGUGAUGUGAAUAAAGGGCCGAAACUCAUUGUCAAUCCGCUGCUGAAGAGGGAGGUCUUCCCACGCCAUGUUGAUCAUCAGGGUUGUUUGGUCACACGUCACCGUGCUGGCCAGUGCCAUUAUAAAUGGAGGUAUAACACUUGCUGAAUUACAUUUUCAAAGGCGCGUGCGGUGUACCGUAUAUGAACUCAUUGGAAGUGCAGACGCACGUCUUAGAGUCUAUAAGGUGUGUUGGAGAAAGUUGUGGAGGUUCAUGUACAAUUGAAUGGACACUACAUUUCUGUUUACAUUGUCUUGGGGUAUUCAGUGCAUACACGCACAUGGCAGAGAAACUGGAGAAUGAGCUGAAGGUAUUCAUUUUGUUUGGUAUUUUAAUGCCUCCAUAUCGCUGCAUUGUUAUUGUUUGUUUACUAGACAAACCUUACCAAUUGGCUGUGUCGGGUGGUGGCGGGUAUAACGGCACAUUUAUAUUUACGCGAUCUAACAGAAAAAACUGAUGGUUAUUGCCAGACGUCUAAAAUGCCUCAUCCAACCAGUUUUGACAACUCCACGUGUGUGUGUGCGUGCGCGUGUGACAUUUCCUUUAUUUGCGUUUGUGAUGGGGUGAUGUAAAAAUUGUGUAUUGCACUACAACUCUGGCUGUCCGGCUUCGAGAUAACUGGAUGCUUGCACGUGACGUUGGUACAUGGCGUCUGAACCUGCCUCGGUCGGGCCUGACCUUGCGAGUCUCAGAAUGUUAUCGCGAGAGCCUUGUGCAGGUUUAUGACCUCGACAGAGUACUCCCGUGUGCAUGAAGCUGCCAGCGUGAACGGCUUUGUGUGCGGUGCCGACCUCCGUAGGUGUUCGCUGACAGCACUUGCCCCAAAAAUGGGUUUUGCACACCGAAUGAGGUAUAUUAUUGUGUAUGUUGCAAAGCACAUGCCCAGGGGCUGGCAUGUUUAAUACUCCUUGUGCCUGCUCGGUUUAAUUUGCGUGAAAAAUUUCAGAGGAAACUCGUUUCUCAGUUUCAUUUACAAUGCCGAACAUAGGCCCGUAACGAUUCAUCAAUUGAACAUGGAAUUUCACGCUCUCACAACGGACGCGUUGACUGGUGCGUGUAAAAAUAGUUCGUGCAAACUUUAGCAAAUUGUAUGCAAAUGAAGACAGCAGAACAUACAAAGUGGAUGAUGUAAAAUAGACAGGAAGGACUCAAUUGUAACCCCAGAAUUCUUCCAGGGGGGAAGUGAUGAAUUAUUACACUUCUACAAGGAUGUGUAUUUUUAGAAUGAAACUCCCCGCAGGUUAUGAAUGCGUUAAAAGUGAUGUUCCUUUACCAGCAAUAUCUUUGCAGGUGCUUCGCCUGAUGGCCUCAAUGGUCAGGGUUGGUUUUUAUUAUUGGCUGGGGUUUGCAAGCCGGAAAUGCAAAUAGCGUCUCGCGUUUUCAUUACUUUAGAUCAAAUUAUUGCCGUGUUUAAUAAUGUUAUAUAUUUCUAGUGUAGCGUGCGCGUGUUUGUGUGUUUAAUGAAGUACGGUUGUGUGUCAUCUUGAAUUUCGCACGCUUCUCUUUCUGUUGUUGUGUAACCGCUGUACAACGGCAUGUUCAGGGUGCGUGUCCCCCUCUACACCGCUGGCUCGUACGAACACGUAACUCGCAAUAUACGCGCAUGGUCCUUUGUUAAUCCGCUGUUGGAUGAUGACCUCCCCAACGCCUCGCGGGUCACAGGGAUAAUUUGACCACACUUAAAUUAAACUUUUUUAAUUUUACCAGGUAAGGCCCCACUAAUCGAUGUAGCUUUUUUUCCGAAGCGACCUGGCCACAUAUGAUAACUCGACGAAGUGGCCUAUCAUGUGGACAUUUAUAAGUCGGGGGGGAAAACUGGAGGACCCGGAGGAAAAUCCACGCGACCGCGGGGAAAACGUGCAAACUCCAAAUAUUCGGGCGUCAGAGUCGGAAUCGAACACACGACCUCCUGCAUACCAGGCGAGGAAGUUAACAUCGUGCCAACGGUGGCACCCACUGACGAGAUCGCGCUGUCAAAAUACACACACUUCGUUAAAUGUUAAACCAGUCGUGGUGUUGGUGUUGAGUAUCAACAGUCUAAAAGCAGGGGGUGCCUUGUGCUGUGAAACACAAGUUGUGUUUGUUAAUAUGGACAGAAGAAAUCUGUAAUCCCGUUAUUCGCCAGACUCGGGGUCCAUUAUAAUUACACUAAAAGCAUAAUUACAAUGACGUGAAAUUAAUUCAUAAUGGAAUGACACAAGUACGAUAGUAAUUGAUCUUAGAUCUGGCCUUUUUAACUGCGUAAUAUUGCCAAGUUCAGUUGUAUGUUAGUGCUGCGAGCGUUGUGUUUGGUAAAAAAAAACAUUCGUAUUUGUGACUGAAACUUCAAAUGAGCAAAUUGUCAUUGGUGUCAUCGGAUGCUCACUCGUCACUUUUUCAUUUUUAAUUAAAAAAAGAGAUGACUUGUGUGUGUGCGCUUGUCAACGCUUACAUUCUCCCAUUACCUUGUUGGCGCGUUUCAGAAUUGGAACCGAACAUGAGGUUAACUGCGGCUCCAUUGACCCACGGGCGUUUGUGGAGCCCUUAUGCCCCCCCCCCCCCACACACUUUCAUUGCACAAUUCACUCAGAACCCGCGUUUGUGGGAGCUAAACCGACAAAAAGGCGCAGUGUUCGCGCGCAUUAAAUAGCAGGUUACGGGUACCAUGUAGUGAGCUAACGUGUGUACAAGCACUGGCCUCGACGGGGCCUGGUUUCAUGGCCGUUUCUCAUAGCUUCUGCCUCCCGUGUCCACUUUUUUUUAAUAGCCGGGGUGCGGCAUGGGUGGGUGGGGAGGGGAGAUGGAUCUCGUGACACCAGCAUGUGCCGAGGGCAUGCGUUCUUCCCUUCCUCUCAAAACCACUCGCUUCCUGUUGUUUGAAUUUUACUGAACGUAUCUCCCCCCACCCACCUACCCCCCGCCCCCAAUCAUAACAUUACCGCCACAUUGACCGCGCUUUCAUAUGUCCUAAUGGAGAUACCGGCUGCCGUUGACACUGCGAUGCAGUAGCGCCCGGCAGCCCCCACGAUGGGGACUUCUCCCAGCUUGUCUGUGCUGUCGAUUCCCUUGGUCCCAUGUUUCAAGUUCAGGAUAAACCAACCCUCCCUUUGAUUUCUCUGCCUAUGACCGUGGCCCGCCUCUUAGCUGUCAAAUAGUGCCCACUGUUUCCGUACACACAAGUUCUCGAUAUGUUGCGUUCAGAUUAUAUUUGAAUCGGUUACUUGAGUGGCAUGGAACAAGUAAUGGAAUAGAUGAGGAUGCCGAUUGGUGAGAUGUUUCGCCAUGUGCUGCAGCCAGUGCCGUGAUGGAAAGCAACACAAAUAUAAUAAUGUUUCGUAAACGACUCUGUCAAACUAAAUUUCGAUCAAAAUUUUAACAAAGAUGUUGUUGCAGUUAUGUUUCCCGAGUGUUUGCUGUUUUAAUCUGAAUGUACAACAUCACUCGCAUCUGUGUGCACUCGCGUUCCAGUCUUUGAUUCGUGUCUGAUCUGCGUUGACACUGGUGUAUUCAUUUGGUAAAUAACAUAAUAUGUUGAUGACACUUAAAAAAAACAA
Molecule: messenger RNA, 7295 nt
Organism: Lethenteron reissneri (Far Eastern brook lamprey)
Lineage: Eukaryota; Metazoa; Chordata; Hyperoartia; Petromyzontiformes; Petromyzontidae
Gene: PHETA1
Product: PH domain containing endocytic trafficking adaptor 1
Biological process (GO): endosome organization; retrograde transport, endosome to Golgi; receptor recycling
Cellular component (GO): recycling endosome; trans-Golgi network; early endosome
Source: RefSeq, a predicted model, not a curated record